Messenger RNA from Cephus cinctus (wheat stem sawfly), 2854 nucleotides. RefSeq names its product ATP-dependent Clp protease ATP-binding subunit clpX-like, mitochondrial (gene ClpX). Gene Ontology annotation, biological process: protein folding; protein catabolic process; proteolysis. The coding region runs from base 318 to 2105 and encodes 595 amino acids. Lineage: Eukaryota; Metazoa; Arthropoda; Insecta; Hymenoptera; Cephidae. Gene Ontology annotation, molecular function: protein dimerization activity; ATP hydrolysis activity; ATP binding. Gene Ontology annotation, cellular component: mitochondrial matrix. The record is from RefSeq and is a predicted model, not a curated record. The transcript is spliced from 8 exons.
CCUAGUUUCACCAUAAUCCUUGUGCUCGCAUCAGAUGUUUGAUCUGUCAAUACGUCUUGGAGGCUCUUCUUGUUGGUGAUAACAAAUUUGGAAAUAUCGUCAUCCUUAAGUUUCUUAGCAGCAAGCACCUCUUCGAUUUUCCCGCUAGAUGUCUCAGAUAUCAAGUUGAUGGAUGGUGGUCAUCAGAACUGGGGUACGUUGAGGUGUAUUGAGAAACCGUCGCAACACCUUGCGUUGUUUAUCCGACUUUGAGGUUGGGUCUUGGAGAACACACUUUGUAAACUAAUAAAAUUAAUAGUUUGGUAUCGUUGAUAGCUAUGAGUUGUGUUCGCUGUUGCCUAGUGAGUGCUGGUCGCUUAGUAUCCUCCAAUCAUGUCACUAAUCAUGUACAUAAAAUUGUGAGGGUUGUGGCUACUCGAUCAUUGGUAACUACAUGUGCAUUGGGGAAAGCACCAACUGAACCUACUCCGCCUAACAAGGAUGCAGGUGUUAAUAAUACUACCGCUACUAGUUCACCUGGCAGCGGUGGUGGAGGAGGGAAAAAGAAUACACUCACCUGUCCAAAAUGUGGAGAUCCUUGUACUCAUGUAGAAACAUUUGUUUCAUCUACAAGGUUUGUCAAGUGUGAGAAGUGUCAUCAUUUCUUUGUGGUACUGUCAGAAAUUGAUUCUAAAAGAAGCCUGAAGGAAGCUCUAAGGCCGGAAGAAACUAAACAAGGCUUUUACAGAAAACCUCCUCCUCCACCCAAAAAGAUUUUCGAAUACCUAAAUAAACACGUAAUUGGUCAAGAAUAUGCGAAGAAGGUUCUCAGCGUGGCUGUAUAUAACCACUAUAAGCGGAUUUACAACAAUUUACCAGUGCAGAAUACAGUACAAGCGAACGCAACACCGGUUAACGCGCAAGAGUCAAAUCAUCCCUUCACUCACAGAGGUCUCAAAUCACAUCUACUACACAUAUCCAGUAUAGGAAAUUCCCUGGGAGUGGGAUUGCAGCAUGUGCCUCCUGGAAGUGAUCAGCAACAAAAAUUAGGUCAAGGUCAAUCAGUCCCAGGAUCCGAUAUCUUAGAUAGCAAGCAACAUCAACUUAAAUUGGAGAAGAGUAACAUCCUCCUUCUGGGACCAACCGGUUCCGGAAAAACAUUACUGGCCCAAACAAUAGCUCAAUGCUUAGACGUUCCGUUCGCAAUUUGUGACUGUACUACCCUGACCCAGGCAGGGUACGUCGGAGAGGACAUAGAAAGUGUUAUAGCAAAACUUCUUCAAGAUGCCAACUACGUAGUGGACAGAGCUCAGAUGGGUAUCGUUUUUCUGGACGAAGUAGACAAAAUUGGGGCUGUCCCAGGUAUUCACCAACUGAGGGACGUAGGUGGCGAAGGUGUUCAGCAAGGGAUGCUGAAGAUGUUGGAAGGAACUAUAGUGAAUGUGCCGGAAAGGAACAGUUCAAGGAAAUUACGUGGAGACACUCUACAAGUCGACACUACUAACAUCUUGUUCGUAGCUUCCGGUGCCUAUAAUGGACUAGACAGGCUAGUGUCCCGACGUAAAAAUGAAAAGUAUUUGGGAUUCGGUGCAACACCUGCCUCUGAAAGUCCUGGCAGAAGAGCUGCGAGUCUUGCUGACGUAGCCAACAUGUCACCAUCUACUGAGGAUGACAAUAAGGAAAAGGAUAUUCUUCUUCGACAAGUCGAAGCUAGAGAUCUCAUAGACUUUGGUAUGAUACCUGAAUUUGUUGGUCGAUUUCCGGUUCUGGUUCCUUUUCAUACCCUCGACAGAGACAUGCUCGUUAGGAUUCUGACAGAACCAAAGAAUGCUAUGGUUCCUCAGUACCAGAUGUUGUUCUCGAUGGACAAGGUGGAACUGACAUUCACGGCAGAAGCACUGAACGCAAUAGCUUCAUUGGCUAUGGAAAGAAAAACUGGUGCAAGAGGUUUGAGGGCCAUAAUGGAGUCUCUCUUGCUGGACCCCAUGUUCGACGUCCCGGGAAGUGACGUCUUGUCCGUUCAUGUGACGGACUCUUGCGUACGUGGCGAGGAAAAACCUCAGUAUGUACGAAGAGCCGAAAGUAACGAGGAUGAACUACAGCAGGCGCAACACGUGCUUAACUGAUAUAAAACAAAUUAAGUGGGCUAGUGUUUUUUUGCACUAUACUUGUGAUGGGAGAAAUUACACUGGAAUAGCUCGUGGUAAAAAAAAAAAAACAGAAAAAUAUAACGAAAAUAUGUGAUGAGAGCCCCCUUUCACGCGUUUAGAAACUGAAAUUGCAGUGUGUCGAACGAUUUUACUUUAGUUAACUUUCGAGAAAUUUUUGAUAACAUAUAAAGUAAAAUUUGUCAGAAUUUAAUUCUCCCGUCAGAUAUAUUGCACGUUUUCUUUUUUCUCGAUACAACUCAGCGUACUAAACCCUUAAUCUUAAUUAGAACAAGACGUUAAAUAAAAUUUACAAAGUUACUUCGUUGCGAGGUUACGUAAUCUCAAGAUGCAACUAAGAUGGUAAAUUAUUUUUACUUGAACUUCUAGAUAGAUAAAGGUUCUAUGUAUUAUAUUGUAUAUAGCAAUAGAUUAGCGGAAUACGGGAAAAGUAGUGAGCCACCACGGACGUAGUUGGAAAAAAUACUAGCAAAUUGAUUUAAUCAAAGGACAUUGGUGUGGUGAUUAUGGUGGAGAAUUUCUGCAUUGAUAAUGAGCAAACGUGCAUGUGCAUUUGUUUCCUUGUAAAGCUAAAGUCCGGAUGGGUCUCCAACUUUACUACUUCGUAAAUAUGUCGCUCUGAAUAAAAAAUAUUCUGUCCAAGGAAACUAUUUACAGACAGUGCAGUCGUGAUAUUUAAAUUGGACGGGGUACAAAUUUAAAUUUUA